AUGGAACGUUUACAGCGCUUGCUUGGAAGCGGAGCCGGCCUCGGUGGAGCCGCCCCUCCUCAAAACGACGGUCCCGUCGUUGACAAUGCGGAAACCGUGUACAUCUCCUCGUUGGCUCUCCUCAAAAUGCUUAAGCACGCCCGCGCCGGGGUGCCCAUGGAAGUGAUGGGGUUGAUGUUGGGCGAGUUUGUCGACGAAUUCACCAUCCACGUCAUCGACGUGUUUGCCAUGCCUCAGUCCGGGACCGGGGUGUCGGUCGAAGCCGUCGACGACGUCUUCCAAACGAAAAUGAUGGACAUGUUGAGACAGACUGGCCGUGACCAAAUGGUGGUGGGGUGGUACCACUCCCACCCUGGGUUCGGGUGCUGGUUGUCGCUGGUAGAUGUGUCCACGCAACAGCUGUUCGAGCAAUUGAACAAGCGGGCAGUGGCGGUGGUGGUGGACCCGAUCCAGUCGGUGAAGGGUAAGGUCGUCAUCGACGCCUUCCGCACUAUCGACGGCACCACGCUCAUGAUGGGCCAAGAACCUCGCCAGUCUACUUCUAACAUUGGUUACCUCAAUAAGCCCCUGAUUCAAGCGUUGAUCCAUGGGCUCAACCGCCACUACUACUCGCUCAACAUCGACUACCACAAGACUCUGUACGAAACCAAUAUGUUGCUCAACUUGCACAAAAAUACCUGGCAGCUGGCGUUACAACUUGAAAAGUACGACCGUCACGAACACGACAACUUGGCCGCAGCCCAGCUGAUGGUGAAGAUCGCUGAACAAUACAACCAGCGAGUGCAAGAAGAGAAGGAAUUGACUGAAGACCAACUUAAGACCCGCUACGUCGGGAAGCAGGAUCCCAAAAAGCAUUUGGGUGACACUGCCGACAAGUUGAUCGAGAGCAACAUCACCACGUUGUUGACGUCGAAUUUGAACGCCAAGGCCAUCCAGUAA
Diutina rugosa is the source of this 939-nucleotide messenger RNA. RefSeq names its product proteasome regulatory particle lid subunit. Gene Ontology annotation, molecular function: metallopeptidase activity; proteasome binding; protein binding. The transcript has a single exon. Lineage: Eukaryota; Fungi; Ascomycota; Pichiomycetes; Serinales; Debaryomycetaceae. The coding region runs from base 1 to 939 and encodes 312 amino acids. Gene Ontology annotation, biological process: protein deubiquitination; proteasome-mediated ubiquitin-dependent protein catabolic process. The record is from RefSeq and is a predicted model, not a curated record. Gene Ontology annotation, cellular component: proteasome regulatory particle, lid subcomplex.